GAGAUCCAGGAGUUGCACACAGCAACUCUCUCUCUCUCUCUCUCUCUCUCUCUCUCUCUCUCUGCUCCCAACAUGUUGGUGGCUCUGAGCAGAACCAGCAGAGCCGUGCAGCUCAGGACCCUCAGCUGGUCCAGGGCCGUCCUGCAGAAUCGCAGCGGCAGCAUUUACAGCAAGCCGCCCAAGACCAAGAUCGGACCGGGGCAAAGUUUCUUCAUCAUGUCCGUGUUCGCGGCGGCUCUCCUGCUCCCUGCGGGAUGGAUCCUGCACCACCUCCCCGAGUACCGACACCGCCGUCCUGCUCCACCGUCCUAAAGAGAGCACCACCCGGCCGUCGCGCUGCACGCUAACGCUAAUCCCGGCUGCCCGUGAAGCAUUAUUCACCUUUCUGAGAGACAGAUGGAAAUACACUUGCCUGUGAGAGUUUUACUGAGGAAGCAUGAACAGGAGAGGACGAAUACUUCACUUCUCUGUGGUGUUUAAUGCACCAGCACAGCAGACUGCUAUGUCACUGCAGCGAAUGCUUACGACAGCGCUUAGUGUGUAAAACAGCUCCACAUUCCUUCCUGUAAUAAAUACAUGCUCUUUAAAAAUAAAUCUCUUGAAAAUACAUAA
This is a messenger RNA of Pangasianodon hypophthalmus (striped catfish), 612 nucleotides long. Its product is annotated as COX8 domain-containing protein. The record is from RefSeq and is a predicted model, not a curated record. Gene Ontology annotation, cellular component: mitochondrion. Gene Ontology annotation, biological process: mitochondrial electron transport, cytochrome c to oxygen. The coding region runs from base 73 to 312 and encodes 79 amino acids. The transcript is spliced from 3 exons. Lineage: Eukaryota; Metazoa; Chordata; Actinopteri; Siluriformes; Pangasiidae.